Molecule: messenger RNA, 1299 nt
Organism: Sparassis crispa
Lineage: Eukaryota; Fungi; Basidiomycota; Agaricomycetes; Polyporales; Sparassidaceae
Exons: 3
Coding region: 1-1299 (432 amino acids)
Source: RefSeq, a predicted model, not a curated record
AUGACAGCUGCGCGCGAAGAGAUGUUGUUCUCUUCGCCUGGCUGGUGGUCAGCAAGAUCUCAAGACCUCAAGACCUCAGGCAGGCGACCGACUGAACGCUGUGUUUGCGACGCAGCUAUCCCAUUUUCCCGUAAGUUCCUGAACUAUUGGUGUGCUCGAUUGCAGCUGCAUCCCCGCAGCGCACGUGGUGGAAAUCGUUCCAGGCCAUCGGCCUCCCAAACCAGCAAUGACCCAACAUCGCGAGCGUUGGCGCUGCCGACUGCGUCGUCAUCUCAGCAGGCGAUCAUUGACGGGGAGGGCGAGCUAGCUGUAACCGAUGAAUUGAAGGCGUUUGAUGGCAUUUUGGCCACGGACUUUCCACUGCGUGAGGAGGGUGUGAUUACCACUCCAAACGCGACUUACAUACCCGAGUUCCCAGUCAUACAUGAUGGGCAAAUUGUCACAAGGCAGGAUGGCCGAUGGGGGCCUCAAGAAUACUCGAGGUGGCUGCAGAUGUAUGACCGCAAGGUUAUCCACCACAUGUGCAUCCCGACUUUGCAGAGCGUGGUGGAGGCAGAUGCAAUGGUGCUGUGGGAUAAGAUACGGGUAUGGAAAUGGGAGGUAGACACCACAUGCAGCAUGCCCGAGCUGGGCUUCCUGGUGGAGGACAAGCUCAAAGCACUCACCGAGACGGCCCUGCGUGUGACACACAGAUUCAAACACAAGCUUGGCGAUAUGGUCUCAGAGAAGAACAAAGUCGGCAUGCAGCUCCUGCUGAUGCUCGCGCAAUGCCUUGACCGUCUCCACCUCUUACUGACCUCUUGCAAUCACGUGAUUGCGCUGAGCGCACAUGUGCAACACCUCACCCUCGAGUUGUGGAGGUACGUGAACUACUACUCAGUUGUCGUCGGUCACCUCGAGACCCUGACUCUGCACGGGAGUGUGAAUUGGGAUGUAUUACCGGUCCGUGGUGCAUUCACGAAUGAUGCGAGUGUCGCGCAAUCAAUGUUUCGCGUCGGCGUGCCAUUUUGGUUCAUCCAGAUGAAGACCGACAAGACGAGGAUCAAGAAGUGGGCAUUCCCUGUGCCUAUCAGCAACAAGCUAAGCCUCGAAAUGUCAUGGCCACACCUUCUCAGGAAUGAGACCGAUCUCACAGGGAUCUUGAACUGCCCGGGAGAUUGGCCCUUGAGGAUGCUGCACGAGGCUACCAAUGCCAUCUGUGAUGCGUGCCUGCCACCUUUGGAAGGCACAUCUGAAAGCUCAAGUGCUGAGCAGCCCUCACAGAAGAAGCAAAAGGACGACAAGCAGCUGUCCGUUUAG